CCGAGCCCGCGAGUAGAAUACUUACCCGACCACUACAGAUUAGUCCAACGGGCGAUAGCUGGGGGUUUGAAUACACUCGUUAUUGUGACAGUCUUCUCUUUUUUUUUAGGCGAUCAGCCAGAUCCAAGCUGACAUCACGGCCUCAAUGGCGGCAGCAAUUCCUCGCCGGGCACUCCGUUGCCCAAGAAUAUCAAAUCUCGGCUCAAGAGCUGCUCAACAAUUUCCCACCGGACGACCUGGUCAGUUACCUGGAUGCAUAUGGCAACGGCACUUCUCCAUUCAGGCACCUCGAUGUGUCAAAUUGACCUCUGAAACAUAUCCGAAUCUGAAGAGAGAUCCCAGGUUCGCGACGAUAACCGAGGACCAUGUAUCCUUCUUCAAAGGGGUCCUUGGAUCCGAAACUGCUAUUAUUGAUGGAGUCUCAAAAGAUGCUUCGGAUGAGCUUGUAGCGUUCAACCAAGACUGGAUGAACAAGUAUCGUGGCCAGUCCUCUUUGGUCUUGAAGCCCGAGAAUACCAAUCAAGUCAGCAAAAUCCUGAAGUAUUGCAAUGAGAACAGCCUUGCCGUUGUCCCACAAGGGGGCAAUACCGGCUUGGUUGGGGGCUCAGUUCCAGUCUUCGAUGAGAUUGUCGUCAGUACUCAGCGAAUGAACAAGAUCAAGUCAUUCGACGAAGUCUCGGGAUCGCUGGUUCUUGAAGCCGGCGUCGUUCUAGAGGUUGCGGAUGGCUACUUGGCUGAACGGGGUCAUAUUUUCCCCCUUGACCUGGGAGCAAAAGGUUCCUGCCAUGUUGGUGGCAACGUCGCAGCGAAUGCUGGCGGUCUUCGGCUCCUACGAUAUGGUUCUCUUCACGGAAGCGUUUUGGGUAUUGAAGCUGUUCUUCCGGAUGGAACCAUCGUGGACGACCUAGGCACCCUGCGUAAGAAUAACACAGGCUACGACAUCAAGCAACUCUUCAUUGGAGGCGAAGGGACAAUCGGCAUGAUCACCGGCAUUUCCAUUCUCUGCCCCCGGCGAUCUGCGGCCAUGAACGUCUGCUACUUUGGUUUGGAGAGCUACGAGCAGGUGCAGAACGCGUUCCAGGAAGCGAAGAAGCAGCUCUCGGAGAUCCUCUCGGCGUUCGAAAUGAUGGACGGCCACACCCAAAAUCUUGUUUCCAAAGUCUCCGGGAAGCCACUCCCGAUUGAGGGCGAGUACCCAUUCUACUGCCUGAUCGAGACAAGUGGGUCCAAUAGCGAGCACGAUAGCGAGAAAUUGCAAACAUUUUUGGAGGAUGUUAUGGAGAAAGGCAUUGUCCAGGACGGUACAAUGGCGCAAGACCAGACCCAGAUACUGAAUCUCUGGUCGUUCAGGGAACGUAUCCCCGAGGCCCUGCAACAUUGGGGAGGUGUCUACAAGUACGACGUCUCCAUCCCAAUCCAGGACAUGUACAAAUUGGUGGAAGACACUCGGGCUCGCUUGACGAAAGCGGGGCUUCUUGGAGAUGACGACAGCUAUCCCGCCAUCGACGCUCUUGGCUAUGGCCAUAUCGGUGAUUCGAACUUGCAUCUCAAUGUGGCCAUGAGGAGAUACGACAAGCGUGUGGAGAAAGAAUUGGAGCCUUUCAUCUACGAAUGGAUCGCCGGCCGCAAGGGGAGCAUCAGCGCAGAACAUGGCCUCGGACUGCAGAAGAAACCAUACAUCCAGUAUAGCAGAAGCGAGACCAUGGUGGGAUUGAUGAAGCAGAUCAAGAACCUCUACGAUCCUAAUGGGAUCAUGAACCCGUACAAAUAUAUCUAGCUUCGAUUCAAUCCUUGCAUAGAUACCCGGAUAUCGAGUACAAUAGGUUUAUCUUAAAAGCUCAUUCGCCCAAAUCGCUUUCCACUACGACGUGUUCUAUUCAAGAACGAUAUAUUUCGUGAGAUGCUCAGGAAUAGCACCGAGGAGCUUCUUCUCUGUCAACCACUUCCGUGAGAACAGGCGGUCCGCAUAUCGAUACGCUCCGUCAGCGAGCACCGUGACAACCGUAUGGCCGGGGCCCAUUUUCUCUGCGACUUCUUGCGCUGCCACCACAUUGAGACACGAGCUCGCACCGAGAUACAGCCCCUCCUCAUCCAAACAUCGGUAUACCAUGGUAAUCGUCUUCUCAUCGCUGAUGUGCACCGAGUCAUCAACAAGGUCGAUAUCCGGCUUCAAGUUAUCCGUAAUCCGAC
Messenger RNA from Eremomyces bilateralis CBS 781.70, 2190 nucleotides. Its product is annotated as D-lactate dehydrogenase-like protein 2. The record is from RefSeq and is a predicted model, not a curated record. NCBI's taxonomy places the organism in Eukaryota, Fungi, Ascomycota, Dothideomycetes, Eremomycetales, Eremomycetaceae. The transcript is spliced from 4 exons. Gene Ontology annotation, molecular function: FAD binding; catalytic activity. Gene Ontology annotation, cellular component: mitochondrion. The coding region runs from base 146 to 1777 and encodes 543 amino acids.